AUGAGGAGAAUCUUGCAGAUCAAUGAUGAAAAUGGUACCACACACACGGAUCAAGGGGAGGUCGCCCAAGAGUUUGUCUCAUACUAUCACAACCUCUUAGGAGGUACCAGACAACGAUUGAUAGUGGAUAUUCGAUACCUUAGACCAUGGGCAAGGCACUGUAUUACUGAUGAGGAAGCUAGCCACUUACUCCUACCAUUCUCGCUAGAUGAUGUGAAGCAAGCAGUGUUUGAUAUCGCUGAAGACAAGGCGCCGGGACCUGAUGGUUACUCGUUAGGGUUUUUCAAGGUGGCUUGGCCUAUGGUGGGGGAAGAAAGACUUAGUGUUUUACUAGAGAAGAUUAUUAGUCCCUGUCAGACAGCAUUUAUCCCGAGAAGAAGUAUUGGAGACAACAUUAUGCUAGCUCAGGAACUAUUCUCGGGCUAUAAUCAGAUGUGCCUACCCCCCAGAUGCGCGCUUAAAAUGGAUAUCAGGAAGGCCUAUGAUACGGUGGAGUGGGACUUCUUCUUAAUAGUUUUACAGUUGUUCGGAUUCCCACCUAAGUUCACAAGGUGGAUUGAGGAGUGUGUCUCGACUACCUCAUUCUCGAUUGGUCUAAAUGGAAUUCCUCAUGGGUUCUUUACUCGAGCGAGAGGAUUACGACAGGGAGACCCCCUAUCUCCUUAUCUGUUUGUUCUCGUCAUGGAAGCUUUACAUUUGGGAUUCCUGCAACGAAUUGAGCAGGACAUGCAAUUCACCUAUCAUUGGAAGUGUGAGAGCUCCAAGGUUUUCCAGUUUGAAUUUGCAAACGACCUACUACUUUUCUGCAGAGCUGACUUUGACUCCAUUAGAGUCUUCAAGGAGGGAUUGGACUAG
This is a messenger RNA of Sesamum indicum (sesame), 855 nucleotides long. Lineage: Eukaryota; Viridiplantae; Streptophyta; Magnoliopsida; Lamiales; Pedaliaceae. The record is from RefSeq and is a predicted model, not a curated record.